AUGGAUCUCCAACAGGAAGAAGACUCAGAACUGAAUCUGGCAAAGGACUCCAGGAGACAGCAAAGGAAAGACAAGGGCAUGAAAAGCUCCAUUUUACAAACCGAACAGCAAAUAUCCUCUAUGGGAAUAAAGAUUCAAAAUGCUUCUCAAGAUCUUCAAUGUAAUGAUAAGAAUGACCACUGCAAAGGUUCCCCAUUGCCUCCAGAGAAGCUCAUUGCUGGGAUCCUGGGGUUCAUCUGCUUUAUCUUGAUGUUCACUGUAGUAAGAGUGAUGCUAUAUACAUUCUCUACUAUGAUACCAAAGCAGAACAGUUAUUCCGUGGCACAAAAGAUCCAGAAAGUAAUUCAUAAUCUUUCUUCAGUGUAUCCUUGUGGUCCUUGUCCACCAGAGUGGUUUACAUAUUCCAACAACUGCUAUUACAUUAGUACUGAAAAGAAGGCAUGGAAUGAGAGUUUGAAGGCCUGUGCUUCUAAGAACUCCAGCCUGCUCUAUAUAGAUAAUGAAGAAGAAAGGAAAUUUCUGAGCUCCGUAUCACAUUCAUCAUGGAUUGGAGUUUUUCGUAGAAGCAGUGAUCAUCCAUGGGUGUCAAUACAUGGGUCAACUCCCACACUAGAGAUAGAAGAUUCAUCUUCUGGUAACAGUAACUGUGUUACGCUACUCACAUUUGGCCUCACAUCAAGUUGUUGUGAAUCUCCAAAAAUAUAUAUUUGCAAGCAUAAGUUUUAG
Pteronotus mesoamericanus is the source of this 726-nucleotide messenger RNA. Its product is annotated as NKG2-A/NKG2-B type II integral membrane protein-like. Gene Ontology annotation, biological process: stimulatory C-type lectin receptor signaling pathway; positive regulation of natural killer cell mediated cytotoxicity. NCBI's taxonomy places the organism in Eukaryota, Metazoa, Chordata, Mammalia, Chiroptera, Mormoopidae. Gene Ontology annotation, cellular component: plasma membrane; external side of plasma membrane. The coding region runs from base 1 to 726 and encodes 241 amino acids. The record is from RefSeq and is a predicted model, not a curated record. The transcript has 6 exons. Gene Ontology annotation, molecular function: transmembrane signaling receptor activity.